AUGGAUUUCUUAAGUCUCCUGCUAUGCGCUAUCUUUACCUGUAUUUUGGUUCAUUCUCUCAACUCCUUAUUAGGUUGGAAAAAACGAAGUACAAUCAAGUAUCCACCGGGACCGAACGGUUUUCCAAUCAUUGGAAACCUCUUUGAACUUGGUGACAAACCCCACAUGUCCCUUGCCAAGCUUUCCCAGAUUCAUGGUCCCAUAAUGUCUUUAAAACUGGGCUGCAUAACCACAGUGGUGAUUUCUUCCCCAACAAUGGCCAAAGAAGUCCUCCAAACACAUGACAUCUCCUUCUCCAAUCGAACCGUCCCUGACGCACUCCGUUCUUACAAACAUGAUGAGUUUGGUCUACCUUGGAUGCCGGUGUCUUCACGCUGGAGAAGCAUUCGAAAGAUAUGCAACUUGCACAUGUUUUCCGGUAAGAAACUUGAUGGCAACCACCACCUCCGCCGGAGUAAAGUCCAGGAGCUGUUAUCGGAAGUUCAAAAGUGUUGUGACGCCGGUUGUGCAGUAGCGAUCGGUGAAGUAGCUUUCGGUACAUCAUUAAACUUCUUAUCGAGCACCAUUUUCUCGAUGGAUUUGGACUCCCAGCCUGGUUCUGGUUCGGUACGAGAUUUCAAAACUCUUGUGAGGCAUAUGACGGAAGCAGGAGGAAAACCUAACUUGGCGGAUUACUUCCCUAUACUCCGUAAGAUUGACCCUCAAGGAAUAAGGAGCCGUCUCAAUAUUUUCACCGGGGAGAUGAUGCAGCUCUUUAACCACAUGAUUGCUGUACGGUUGCAGCUAAGGAAAGUGCCUGGAUAUGUUACUUCCAAUGAUAUGUUAGACUCUCUUCUCGACAUCAGCGAAAAUAACAGCGAGGAAAUUGAUACAUCUCGUAUUGAGCAUCUGUUACUGGACUUGUUUGUAGCGGGUACUGAUACGACUGCAAGCACUUUGGAAUUUUCAAUGGCGGAGCUACUUCGAAACCCAGAAACCCUAAUGAAAGCUCGAGCGGAGCUGGAGAACACUAUUGGCAAAGGCAACCCUCUCCAAGAAUCAGACAUAUCUCGGCUACCAUAUUUACAAGCAAUUGUUAAAGAGACCUUUCGCUUACACCCCACAGCACCCUUGUUAAUCCCACGCAAAGCGCCUGACGCAGACACUGCCAUAGCUGGUUUCACGGUCCCUAAAGGUGCACAAGUACUUGUGAAUGCAUGGGCCAUUGGCCGAGACCCAAGCACUUGGGAUAACCCAAUCUCUUUUGAGCCGGGAAGGUUCUUGAGGUCAGAUAUCGAUGUUAGAGGACAGAACUUUGAGCUGAUUCCAUUUGGUGCUGGGCGGAGAAUUUGUCCUGGGUUGCCUUUGGCAAUUCGGAUGAUUCACUUGAUGUUGGGUUCUCUAAUUCACUCCUUUGAUUGGAAGCUCGAAGAUGGUGUCUCACCCGAAGACCUGAACAUGGAAGAUAAAUUUGGGAUCACGUUGCAGAUGGCUCAUCCCCUGCGGGCUGUCCCUAUCCUUCGCUGAAAAACUAACUCAUGUUUGGUCUUUCUCUCUUGGA
This is a messenger RNA of Juglans microcarpa x Juglans regia, 1540 nucleotides long. RefSeq names its product geraniol 8-hydroxylase-like. Lineage: Eukaryota; Viridiplantae; Streptophyta; Magnoliopsida; Fagales; Juglandaceae. The record is from RefSeq and is a predicted model, not a curated record. Bases 1 to 1506 code for a protein of 501 amino acids. The transcript is spliced from 2 exons. Gene Ontology annotation, molecular function: iron ion binding; monooxygenase activity; heme binding.